AUGGUGAAGCACAACUUUCUAAAUCUUAAGUCAACAUACACUCCAGCAGAGAUCAUGGAAGAAAUAAGAAACUUGUACGGAAUUAGAAUGAACUACAAAAAAGCAUAUAGAGCCAAAGAAAAAGCACUUGAGCUGGUCAGAGGUUCCUUGCGUGAAUCUUAUGCUAAAUUGCCAGCUUACCUAUACAUGGUAAACACAAUAAAUCCUGGAUCAUUCACAAGGCUACAUAAAACGGAAGACAGUCACUUUUUAUAUGUUUUUGUCGCGUUGAGCACAUCAAUAAGGAGCUGGAGAUAUUGUAUGCCUACCAUUGUUGUUGAUGGAACAUUUCUGAAAUCUGCAUACAAGGGAACAAUGUUGUCUGCUAGUGUACUGGAUGCAACAGGACAUAUUUUGCCAUUAGCAUAUGCUGUUGUUGAUUCUGAAAAUGAUACUUCAUGGAAAUGGUUUUUUCGCAUGUUUAACACUGCUUUUGGUGAAAGAGAAGGCAUGUGCAUAGUAUCUGAUAGGCAUGACAGCAUAUUAAAAGUUGUUGCACUUGUAUAUCCAAAUACUUUAAUCGGCUUAUGGGAGACAAACAAAAUCGAUAAUGGGGUGAAGGAGUAUCUGUUUGAUAUAGGCUAUGAAAAAUGGUCCAUAGCUCAUGCCCAUGUCAACAGGUCGAUGUUCAUGGCUUCAAACAUAGCAGAGUCCUUAAAUUCAACAAAUAGAGAUGCAAGAGACCUGCCAAUUAAAAAAUUCCUACAGUUUAUGAUGGAUCUGGUCAUGAGAUGGAAUAAUGAGCAUAGACAGAAUUCAGAAGCAACAUUUACAGAAUCGGAAAACAAAUACAAUGUGAUGGGUUCUACUCACUAUUCUUAUGUAGUCAUUGAUGAAACUGGAAAAAGAAACAUUGUUUGCAUGCGUGAAAAAAAUGCUCCUGCCUACAAUUUCAAGUAG
Messenger RNA from Capsicum annuum, 939 nucleotides. RefSeq lists its product as uncharacterized. The transcript has 4 exons. NCBI's taxonomy places the organism in Eukaryota, Viridiplantae, Streptophyta, Magnoliopsida, Solanales, Solanaceae. The record is from RefSeq and is a predicted model, not a curated record. The coding region runs from base 1 to 939 and encodes 312 amino acids.